Molecule: messenger RNA, 576 nt
Organism: Papilio xuthus (Asian swallowtail)
Lineage: Eukaryota; Metazoa; Arthropoda; Insecta; Lepidoptera; Papilionidae
Gene: RpI12
Product: RNA polymerase I subunit RpI12
Exons: 3
Coding region: 161-523 (120 amino acids)
Biological process (GO): termination of RNA polymerase I transcription; DNA-templated transcription
Cellular component (GO): RNA polymerase I complex
Molecular function (GO): zinc ion binding; nucleic acid binding
Source: RefSeq, a predicted model, not a curated record
CUUGAUAUUUGUUUUUAUUUGAAGUUGUAGUAUGGUUUUGUAUACUUUUAGGUUAUCAUAUUAAAUAAUCUUGUUAGUCAAGUACUAAAGUUAUUUAAUCAUACACAUACUUCAUCUAAAAGGAAAAAUUUAAAGUACUGGUUUUCCAGAAUUUUUUAAAAUGACUGAAUCUGGACCAUUUUCAACAAGUACAGCAUUUUGUGCCAGAUGUGGAUCUAUAUUGCCUCUACUUCAAGAAUUUGGUUCCGUAAGAUGUUACGCUUGUAAAGGGAUUUAUGAUGCUGAAAAUUUUAGCAAUUUAAAGUUCAAAUACACAGUUAACUUUAACACAGUAUCAGUUGUGACUCAUGAGAAAAUGUUGAACAGAGAUGAUCCAGAAGGGCCUGUAGUUGAGAGAAAAUGUCCUAAAUGUGGUAAUGAUAGAAUGUCAUAUGCUACAUUACAGCUACGCUCAGCCGAUGAAGGACAAACUGUAUUUUACACCUGUGUGGUUUGCAAGUACAAAGAAACUGAGAACUCAUGAUUUGUAAGAAGUAUAUUUCUGACUUAUGUAAAUAAAUAUAGCUUUAUGAUAUU